Molecule: messenger RNA, 4083 nt
Organism: Ornithodoros turicata
Lineage: Eukaryota; Metazoa; Arthropoda; Arachnida; Ixodida; Argasidae
Gene: SMC1
Product: structural maintenance of chromosomes protein 1A-like
Exons: 24
Coding region: 96-3806 (1236 amino acids)
Biological process (GO): sister chromatid cohesion
Cellular component (GO): chromosome; cohesin complex; nucleus
Molecular function (GO): ATP hydrolysis activity; DNA binding; protein binding
Source: RefSeq, a predicted model, not a curated record
UCACGGAACAACAAUCGCGGGAAACUGCGGCUGCAGCAGCCGUGCUGUGGGGUUCCUGCGUUUCAUGAGCACUGUUAGUUUUAUUGUCGUUCAAAAUGGGACACUUGAAAUUUAUUGAAGUGGAAAACUUCAAGUCUUACAAGGGCAAACAGAUUAUAGGACCUUUGAAGCCUUUCACGGCUGUCAUCGGACCUAAUGGAUCGGGCAAAUCCAAUUUUAUGGACGCCAUCAGUUUUGUCCUCGGUGAGAAGAAGUCGAGCCUUCGUGUCAAGCGAUUGAGCGACCUAAUUCAUGGAGCUCCUAUAGGGCAAAAAGCCGCAUCGUACGCCAGAGUAACCGCGGUGUUCAACCACGACGACGGCGUCGAAACGCGGUUCACUCGUAUUGCUGGGGACAGCUCAGAAUAUCGCAUAGACGAUUCGGUUGUGUCGCAAGACCAGUACUUGAACAAACUGGAAUCUAUCAGCAUAAACGUGAAAGCUAAGAACUUCCUCGUGUUCCAAGGAGACGUGGAAACAAUUGCAAUGAAAAACCCCAAGGAACGAACUGCACUGUUUGAAGAAAUCUCCCACUCGAUAGAACACAAACAAGAGUAUGAACAGUUGCGAAAGGAGAUGAUCAAGGCUGAAGAAGACACGCAGUUCUCUUACCAGAAGAAGAAAGGUAUAGCGGCUGAGAAGAAAGAAGCGCGCCUUGAAAAGGAAGAGGCUGAUAAGUAUCAGCGCUUGAAGGAAGAUCUGAGUGAAAAGCAGAUACGUUACCAAACAUUUCUGCUGUACCACGUGCAGCAGGAGGUUGAGCGCGUUGCCAGAGAACUGAAGUCGCGCAGUGCUGAGCUGGAAAAGCACUGCAAUAAGCGCACUCGCAUUGAGGACGAGGUACGAGACAGGAAGAAGGAGAUUGGCCGUGUCCAGCGUGAGCUGGCUAAGCUGGAGCAGCAGUACCGGGAAGCGGAUGUCGAGCUGAAUAAAAAGAAGCCGGCAUUUAUCAAAGCUAAGGAGAGAACGGCUCACAUGCAGAAGAAGCUAGAGGCAGCGAGAAAAUCUUACAGAGCAGCUCAGAAAGUAGAUGAAACGCACCAAGGUGAAAUAGCUGAACUGGAGAAAGAGCUGGCAGAUGUUACCCGGAGGUUUGCAGAGUUUGAGCAACAGCUCAGUGAAGAAUCUCAGAGCCAAGGUCGUGACUUUGCCCUAGAAGAUACUCAGCUGAAAGAAUACAACCGGCUGAAAGAAGAAGCGGCACGCCGGGCAUCUCUGCACCUGCAGGAGAUGGAUUCUGUCAUGCGGGAACAAAAGUCUGACCAAGAUCGCUACGACAACGAGGUGCGGAAGCGAGCUGAAGCCGAAGCAAAGCUCAAGCAGAAAAAGGCAGAACUGGAAGAAAAUCAGCGUCGUGUCGACAAGUUGGAUGAGUACAUUCGGACAAGUGAAGGCAGCCUUGCAGAGUACACACGCCAGGAGGCAGAGGUGACUCGUGAGGUAGACGAGGCAAAGAAACGAGUGGCUGAAAUAAACAAGGAGCUUGAAGCUCUCCUAAACGAACUGGGAGACGCCAAGGUGGACAAGCACGAGGAUUCCCGCCGAAAGAAAAAGACUCAGAUUGUGGAACACUUUAAAUCACUAUACCCCGGUGUGCAUGAAAGGCUGGUCAACAUGUGCACACCCAUUCACAAGAAGUACAACGUUGCAAUCACCAAAGUGUUGGGCAAAAACAUGGAAGCCAUUGUGGUGGAUUCCGAGAAGACUGGCCGCAAGUGCAUUCAGUACCUCAAGGACCAGAUGCUGGAAGCAGAGACCUUCCUGCCUUUGGAUUACAUUGAUGCAAAGCCCCUGAAAGAAAGGCUCAGGUCAAUAACUAGCCCUAAGAAUGUGAAGCUGCUUUAUGACGUACUGCAGUACGAGCCUCACGACAUCAAACGUGCUGUCCUGUAUGCUACAAACAAUGCGCUCGUGUGUGAGACGGCAGAGGAUGCCAGCAAGGUGGCCUAUGAACUGAAGGACGGGAAGCGCUACGACGCUGUCGCACUUGAUGGCACCUAUUAUCAGAAGAAUGGAUUUAUAUCUGGCGGCAGCACUGACUUGGCCAAACGGGCUCGCCGUUGGGAUGAUAAAGCAUUCCACCAACUGAAAGACAAGAAGGAAAAACUUACUGAGGAACUGAAAGAAAUGAUGAAGAAAACGCGAAAAGAAUCUGAUCUCAAUACACUGCAGUCGCAGAUUAGGGGCCUGGAUACCAGAAUCAAGUACUCAAGGUCGGAUCGGGAUAACACCCAGAACAAAGUCAUUGCUAACCUUGUCAACGAGAUUGCUCGUCUUGAGGAAGAACGCAGCAAGUAUGACCCACGUGUGAAACAACUGGAAGAAAGCAUGCGCAAGCGGGAAGAACAGAUAGGGAUAUUAAAAACAGCACAAAAUACCAUUGAAGAUGACGUGUUUUCAAGCUUCUGCAGAAGCAUUGGGGUUGAAAAUAUCCGUCACUAUGAAGAGAGGGAGCUGCGAGCAUCUCAGGAACGGGACCGUAGGAAGUUGGAGUUCGAAAACCAGAAGAACCGUAUCAUGAGCCGUCUGGAUUAUGAGAGGGUGAAAGACACAGCCGAAAAUGUCACAAAAUGGAAAAACGUCAUUGAAGAGGACGAACGUGCAUUGGCUGAGUUGAAGGAAGCUGAACAGAACCAGAUGCAGCUUAUUGAGAAGCAGCAGGAAGAACUGGAAAGGUUGAAAUCGAGCAAACUGAGUAAAAAGCAGGAACAGGACAAAGUGGAGGAGCAUAUGGCUGACAUCCGCAAGAAGCUGACGGCCAUCCAGAAGGACAUCACCUCUGUACAGAAGGCCGUUGCAACACUGGAAGGAAAAGUUGAACAGAAGAAGCAGGAGAGGCACAACAUUCUUCAGACUUGCAAGUUGGAGCAAAUCCCUCUCCGCUUGACUGAAGGUUCGCUGGAAGAUCUUGACCUUCAAGGCGAUGGUGGCGGAGGAGGAGGAGGAGGUGAUGACGCAGACGAGAGUGCAGACCUCUCUAGCACUCAAAGCACAGCUCGCCUCUAUGAGCGGGAGGCACAGGUUCAGGUGGACUUUGACAUACUCUCCGAGGAUCUCAUGGAGCUGGACACACCUGAGGAAGUCCGGAAAGAGGGCGAUCGCCUGCACAAAGAGAUUAAUGACAUGCAGAACCUCCUUCAAAGGAUCCAAGCUCCCAACAUGAGAGCUAUGGAAAAGUUGGAUGGGGUUAAAGAGCGUUUGAAAGAAACAGACACAGAGUUUGAAAAUGCUCGUAAACGUGCCAAGAAGGCCAAGCUUGCAUUUGAGAAAGUGAAGAGACAGCGACAUCAGAAGUUUACAACAUGUUUCGACAAGGUCUCCAACAGGAUUGAUGAAAUCUACAAGGCCCUCACAAACAACCAAAGCGCGCAAGCUUUCCUCGGUCCAGAGAACCCCGAGGAGCCUUAUUUGGAAGGUAUCAACUACAACUGUGUGGCACCAGGAAAGAGGUUCCAGCCAAUGAGCAAUCUGUCGGGUGGUGAAAAAACCGUUGCGGCGCUCGCUCUGCUCUUUGCCGUGCACAGCUACCAGCCUGCUCCAUUCUUUGUGCUGGAUGAAAUCGAUGCGGCGCUGGACAACACAAACAUUGGGAAGGUCGCACGUUUUAUCCGAGAGCAGACCGAGACAUCAUUCCAGUGUGUUGUCAUCUCUCUCAAGGAAGAGUUCUAUAGCCAUGCAGAUGCCCUCAUUGGCAUUGUUCCAGAUCCUGGUGAAUGCACUAUAAGCAGAGUGCUGACGUUGGAUCUCACAGAAUAUUCAGAAUCUUAAUUAAUUCCUGAAUUUUAGCUCAUGCAUUCUGCUCUUUCAUGUGCACGCUGACUGAUGAUCGGUGCCUGGUGCCCAUACAUAAGUUAUAUAUUGUCUCUACAUAGUCAUAUCUAAUAUCACUUCCCUUUGCACCUGUACGUAUUUGCAUAGUUUUCACCAGGCAUCGCAGCAUUAUUACAGUACUGUGCAAGAAAUUUUUAAACAUUGACUGCAGCAUGGUACCCAUAAUGGUUUGCUGUUUUGAAUUUUGCAUGAUGUCAAUAAAGAUUUCAUAGCA